This is a messenger RNA of Nicotiana attenuata, 1207 nucleotides long. RefSeq names its product truncated transcription factor CAULIFLOWER A-like. Gene Ontology annotation, cellular component: nucleus. Gene Ontology annotation, biological process: positive regulation of transcription by RNA polymerase II. Bases 181 to 939 code for a protein of 252 amino acids. Gene Ontology annotation, molecular function: RNA polymerase II cis-regulatory region sequence-specific DNA binding; protein dimerization activity; DNA-binding transcription factor activity, RNA polymerase II-specific. Lineage: Eukaryota; Viridiplantae; Streptophyta; Magnoliopsida; Solanales; Solanaceae. The record is from RefSeq and is a predicted model, not a curated record. The transcript is spliced from 10 exons.
UAUAUUCUCCCAUAUACUUAUUAGCUUCCUAUUAUAUUACUUUAGUCUUCUUCUCUAACUGCUAUUGACUCCUAAAACGCACAAAGAUUGCAACUAUACGUACCACCCGUACUCCAAUAUAACAUACGCAGAUUCAGAUUUUAAAGGCUGUUUUGUGAAGUCACUUUAGAUCCGCCUCUGAUGGGGAGGGGUAGGGUUGAGAUGAAGCGAAUUGAGAACAAGAUUAGUAGGCAGGUCACUUUCUCAAAGAGAAGGUCAGGUUUGUUGAAGAAGACUCACGAGAUCUCCAUCUUGUGUGAUGCUGAUGUUGCUUUGAUUGUCUUCUCUGCCAAAGGCAAGCUCUUUGAGUACUCCACCGAAUCCAGCAUGGAAAGUAUCCUCGAAAGAUACGAAAGUUACUCAUAUGCUGAGAGGAAGUUGAAUGCAAAUGACUCUGAACCUAAGGAAAACUGGACUCUGGAGUACCCAAAGCUCAUGUCAAGGAUUGAACUUCUGCAAAGAAAUAUAAGGCAUUAUAUGGGAGAGGAUCUGGAUUCCUUCGGUCUGCGAGAGUUUCAUGGUUUAGAGCAACAACUCGAUACAGCUUUGAAGCGAAUACGAACCAGGAAGAAUCAACUGAUGCAUGAGUCAAUUUCCCAGCUGCAGAAAAAGGAAAAAGAGCUGCAAGAGCAAAACCACUUAAUGUCGAAGAAGCUGAAAGGAAAUGAAAAGCAGCAAACUGCGCAUGCGCAGUGGGGGCAAUCGAAUCCAGGCCAAAGCUCGACGCCUGUCAUUCUACCUCAAAUUCCAUCACAAUCUCCCCCUCAUAUCCCUAACCUUACGAUUGGAGGUCCUUUUCAAUCAACUGAAUUCACGAGCACGGACGAAGGGCAAACUCGCCAUGGUUCUAAUUCAUUGAUUCCUCCAUGGAUGCUUCAUCAUCUCCACAACAAAGGGUGAAAACCCCUCCCUCUACAGGACUGUUUUAUGAACAUAAAAUCACAAGUUUUCGGCUCUAUUGUAUUUGUAAUCUACCUGUAUGUUUUAUAUCUUUCAGUUUCAAAAGAAAAUAUAAUAUAUGCAUCAUAUUUCAUAUAGGGACUUCUCUAGUAGUCUUCUUUCCUUUUACGUCUUGUAGAUGAUUGAUAGUAACAUAAGUGGGGCAGUCAAAAUAAAACACUUCUAUCUUUUCAUUUUGUAAAAAUAUCUGUGACUUCAUUUCUCUUCC